Molecule: messenger RNA, 4176 nt
Organism: Meira miltonrushii
Lineage: Eukaryota; Fungi; Basidiomycota; Exobasidiomycetes; Exobasidiales; Brachybasidiaceae
Exons: 1
Coding region: 1-4176 (1391 amino acids)
Biological process (GO): DNA repair; chromatin remodeling; DNA-templated transcription
Cellular component (GO): nucleus; Ino80 complex
Molecular function (GO): ATP hydrolysis activity; histone binding; ATP binding
Source: RefSeq, a predicted model, not a curated record
AUGCGAAAGGCAGAAGUGGAUUGGGAUAGCGAUCUUGAAUCAGAGGAAAAUCGUCCUUAUUGGACAGGAGAGAUUGAAAUAUAUGCAUCGCAAUGGGAUGAUCGAUUAGCGUGCAUCGAAGAAUCAUACGAGACAAAUUUGCUGGAAAAGGAGAAACAGAUUGGAAAACGUUUGAGCCGUGGCUAUCGAACAAGAUAUGAGCCUGUUCUUGCACGUGUCAAAGCUCGUGAGGAUCAUGAACGUCGUCAACGUGAACUUCGUCAUGAGAAACGCAGAGACUUUUCACGCAAGCAAAGAGAACGUGAAGUGGAUCUUGAAUUGCUUGGAACGUUGGAUGACGGAGAUCAUCGCAACAAGGCAUACCGUCAAAAAGGAAAAGCUGGUCGUUAUUCUGGCUUCCGUGCUUUGGCCGAUGAAGAAGAGGACGAUUUGUUGAAUGAAUUAUUAGGCUCAAGCGAUGACGAGAUGUCGUACAGCAGAAUGAGCAAAAAGCGUAGAUACGAUCAUGGUUUCUCACAAGCAGCAGAGGAUCUGGAGAGCAUGUUGGAUUCACGUGCAUCAUCUCCUGCAUCGGCAAUCGUUGAAGAUGUUUCACUUCAACCUGGUGGACCAAUGACGGAGCGCAGAGAAAAUGCUUUGAUUGACGCUCACAAAAAGAUUUGGACAAGCAUUGCUCGCAGAGAUGUACCAAAAGUAUACCGUAUCGUACAAGCUGGUGUUACGAACAAGGCAAUGUAUUGGCGUAGAUUGUCCGGUGUUGUUGCCCGUGAAGCCAAACGAGGCGCUUCUCGUGGUAACAAGACUGCCAAAGAUCAACAACAGAGAGCACGCAAAGUGAUGCGCGAAAUGUUGGUAUACUGGCGUAAGAAUGAGAAAGAAGAACGUGAAUUACGCAAGAAAGCUGAAAAGGAAGCAUUGGAAAAAGCAAAGAAAGAAGAAGAAAUGCGUGAAGCCAAACGACAAGCACGUAAAUUGAACUUCUUGAUCACGCAAACUGAAUUGUACUCUCACUUUGUGGGCAAUAAGCUCAAAACGAGUGAAGCAGAAGAAUCCGAAGAGACAAGUGGUGGAAAUAAAGCUAUCUCUUCCACACCUGCACCAGGUGCUGAUCCAACCGUGCCACCGAUCGCGGGCGACAAUGCUGCUGAAUUGGCCGAUGCAGAAGCACGUCUAGCCGAAUUGAAAGAUCUUGAUUUCGAUGAUGAAGAUGAAGCAAAUCUACGAGCACAUGCUCGUAAGAAUGCUGAAGAAGCCGUCGCUGCUGCCAAAGCCAAGGCAACUGCGUUCGAUCAAAGAGCUGCAGAAGAGCGUAAGAAGCUGGCAGAAGAACAAGGUGAAGGUAGACGGAUCGAUGAGAAGGACUUGGGAAAAGCAUUCGAUCAAGACGAUCUCAAUUUCCUCAAUCCUUCUUCGAUGGGCCAGAUGGAUUUGAAACAACCAAAGAUGUUGACAUGUCAAUUGAAAGAAUAUCAAUUGAAAGGUUUGAAUUGGUUGGCAAAUUUGUACGAACAGGGUAUCAAUGGUAUUUUGGCUGACGAGAUGGGUCUCGGUAAGACUGUUCAAAGUAUUUCUUUGAUGGCUUAUCUGGCUGAAGUGCACGAUAUUUGGGGCCCUUUCUUGGUCAUUGCACCUGCUUCUACACUUCACAAUUGGCAACAGGAAAUUAGCAGGUUUGUACCAAAUCUCAAAGCCUUGCCAUAUUGGGGUAAUGUCAAAGAUCGUACAGUAUUGCGUAAAUUCUGGAACCGUAAGCAAGUGUCGUAUCAUCGCGAUGCUCCAUUCCAUGUCUUGAUCACAAGUUAUCAAUUGGUGGUUUCAGACGAGAAAUAUUUUCAGAGGGUGAAAUGGCAAUACAUGGUAUUGGAUGAAGCACAAGCGAUCAAAUCGAGUAGUAGUAAUCGUUGGAAGACGCUGCUAGGUUUCGAUUGUCGUAACAGAUUGCUCUUGACGGGUACUCCAGUUCAAAACUCUAUGCAAGAAUUGUGGGCAUUGUUGCAUUUCAUCAUGCCAAGUUUGUUUGAUUCUCACGAUGAAUUUAGCGAAUGGUUUUCAAAGGAUAUCGAAAGUCAUGCCGAGAACAAAGGAACUCUUAAUGAACAUCAAUUGCGUCGUUUGCAUAUGAUCUUGAAGCCAUUCAUGCUUCGUCGUAUCAAGAAGAAUGUUCAAAACGAAUUGGGCGACAAGAUUGAGAUUGAUGUAUUCUGCGAUAUGUCUGCCCGUCAACGGUACUUGUACAGAAACUUGCGUUCUCGCGUUUCGAUUGCAGAAUUGAUGGACAAGGCACAAUCUAAUGACGAUGCUGGAUUGAAGAGUCUAAUGAAUUUGGUCAUGCAAUUCCGUAAAGUUGUAGGACAUCCGGAACUGUUUGAAAGAGCAGAUGUGGAAGCUCCUCUGGCUUUCACUCAGUUUGCUCAAUCUGGCUCUCUUGCACGCGAAGGCGAUUUGCUCAGCUGCGGAGAUUCGACAAGAAGUUUUAUUGAGUAUGAAUUGCCAAAACUUGUCUGUCGUCAAGGUGGUUUACUCAACGUUCCUGGACCGCAUUCUCGGGCUGGCUUUGACACCCAUUACUUGGGGAAUCUGAUGAACGUAUACAGGUCUGCAAAUGUCCACCAGUCAUCAAACUUUAGCUUCCUUCCAUUGCUCAAUCUGACCGCAUCAGAUGUGGAAAAGUCAGUGCAUGGAAAUCCUUCUUCACGUAUCAUGAAGGAAAUGGUGGCAGAAGCGGAAAAGCAUACUCGCUCUCCAUAUCUGUACGAUGAUGAUUUCGCUGCAAGUAGCGUGCGAGCCUUCGGAGAUUUGACAAAACCAAUUCCCACCAAUUCGGGUGCUGCCCCUUCUAUGCUGGUUCCACUCGAUGGAAUCGCUGAAGAUUACAAUAAGUCGUCUUUCUUGUCAAGUCGAGAUGCAAGACCGCUCAUCACUCCAGUCGUUGCGCCACCGGCAAAGUUGAUUUGCAGCGAUGGACCAUUGACACAACAUCAAGAAGGACUAGCACACGAUGACGAUGUUUCGAUGAUGUUGUACGGACUGGCACCCAGUGAACGAGAGUCCGAACCCGCUCUCCUUGAAGCACGAGAACGUCUUCCUUCGCUUCCACCAAAUGGUUUGCUUGCCCAAUCGGGUGACCAUCAACUACCCGGAAGUGAGAUGCGAGUGCCACAAAUGGAUAAGCUCAUCACUGAUUCAAGCAAGAUGGCUAAAUUGGAUGAACUUUUGCGCGAACUCAAAGCUGGUGGUCAUCGUGUUUUGAUCUACUUCCAAAUGACACGAAUGAUGGAUUUGAUGGAAGAAUAUUUGAUCUACAGACAGCACAAAUACUUGCGUUUGGACGGUAGUACGCGAAUCGAUGAAAGAAGAGAUGCAGUUACCGAUUGGCAAACCCGACCUGAACUAUUUGUGUUCUUAUUGAGUACCCGUGCUGGUGGUUUGGGUAUCAAUUUGACUGCGGCUGAUACUGUGAUCUUUUACGAUCACGAUUGGAAUCCUUCAAACGAUCAACAAGCAAUGGAUCGUGCACAUCGUCUCGGUCAAACGAAGCAAGUGACGAUCUACCGAUUAAUCACAAAGAACACGAUUGAUGAACGCAUUGUCAGAUUGGCAAGGAACAAAAAGGAAGUUCAGGAUAUCGUUGUGGGUAAUAAAGCAUACAGUGAACAAGGAAUGGCUAAGCCACAAGAGAUUGUCAACUUGUUAUUGGAUGAUGAUCAGAUGGCCGAAACGAUGUUGCGAAGAAAGCAAGAGGAAGAGAGAGUGCAAACGGAAGGUAAAGCAGCACAAAUGAAGAGUAAUGUUGCCAAACGAAAAGCCAAAGCUGAAGCGGCUGCCGUUGCAAGUCCUCAAAUUCAAGGUCAGCCAACUUGGGCAUUUGACGAAGAUGAAGAUGACUUUUUCGGUGCCAAAGUUCCACCACGUAAUAAGAUUACUGAGAUUAGUGGGGCAGAUACUCCAUCACGAGAUGGAAGGAGUACACCCAAGAAUGGAAAUGGUGGUGCAUCAAGUGCAAAGAAGGAAAAGAAGAAGCCAGGACCGAAAAAGGCAAAGACUGCUGCUAAUGGAGAAGGAACUCCGGCCAAAAAGAAAGGCAAGAAAAGUACUUUAGCAGGACAACAACAAGAUGAUGGAUUUGGAGAUCCAGAAGAUAUGAAUAUAGAUCAAAUGAUGGCAGAAGCCAUGUAA